Molecule: messenger RNA, 4873 nt
Organism: Pseudovirgaria hyperparasitica
Lineage: Eukaryota; Fungi; Ascomycota; Dothideomycetes; Acrospermales; Acrospermaceae
Exons: 2
Coding region: 250-4509 (1419 amino acids)
Source: RefSeq, a predicted model, not a curated record
AUAUAAGUGUAUGCUCAGCACCACGUGUAAUGUAAUUGUCGAUACCACGGUCCCUUGCGAUAUAGAAGACAGUACUAGAGCAACAAAUGGCUCAUAAUACAGUCGGCCAGCCUAGGUGAUUUACCUCCCUCUUUGCAGUCUAGUGCGCGUCGCGAGUCGCGACUGUCAUGUUUGUUUCAUACAUAUUCAGCGCGUUCAGUACUGGUCAAUGCCUAGCAAGCUGGCUUUUUUUGUUCGAACGUAUCCUCAAUGAAUUCCACCGGGAAUCAUACGUUCGAUCCAGCUGCGAGCCGGCCUCCCCUUUUGCUGCGUAAUCUGGACAAAGUGUUCGACUCCGAAGAGAAUGCAGGUCUACUAAACUUUCAAACGUACUCAAAAAGUCAUUUGCAGCGUGCUUGGGACCAUGGGUCGCCAGCUCUGGGGCCCCUUCUCUCUUCAUUGCGUAUGCCUGAUCAUCGGCUAGUAUUGAACGUCACUGGUCUUCGUAAUUCCGACCCUGCUCUCAACCAUCUCUCGCAGAGGCAGCUCCCAGUCGUUUACACCUUUCACUGGUGUACUCUAACUCUCCGAAUGUAUGCCAGAAGUCCGAGAAAGGAAAAGACGCCAAUAUAUGCGCAAAGUGUCACGAGUACAAUUACGGUCAGGCAGUGGAACCAAAGUCAGAUAGAUCUGGCUUUUGACGCAGAACCAUUUGUUAUUCCUGGGCAGACUUUUCUCACUCGAACUACACAAUGUUCUGAAAUCUUGAAGAGUUCAUGGGGUGGUGAAGACAGAUGGGGCGUUGGCCCAAUCGACGCUGUUACUUUCAUGGUUAAGGUCACAUUGUCUAAUUCCCAGGAAGAACAGAAGUUUUACCGCAUCGCUAGUACUUGUCUCUUCGACGACGGCCAGGCAAAGCCGGGCUAUGAUCGGACCUUCGCAUGUACAUCAAGGAGUCUGUAUUGUCGUCCUGACAAGCUGGCGAAUCACUGCUCGAAACCACUUGAUGUCGAUGGUCAUCACCACAUAGGUAAGACCUAUUCACUAGCCUUGAAGUUAGACCUCAAUGUCAAGUGGCAGAACCGUCGUCUGAAACCAGCACACUCAUCACUCGCAUGUGAGGUCUCAUACAUAACACGCGGAGUUCCGGAGUCUGAAGUAUGCCUGGACAACCCUAUAUGCUAUUUCUGCCACAGGAUGUUCGCCAACAGCGAUCGGCUCGUGUUGCACCUGCUACAGUUCCAUCCUGAUGUCGCCUUUUUUGAUAUCGCGGGAGGCGAGGCUGGGGAUAAGCUAUACGUGACGUUCCGCAGAAAUCGACUCAGACAUUUGAAAAAAGGAAGAGUCAUGUUCACAAAGAACACACAAUCGGUAUUUCUGCGACCUGAAGGACCCUUAAAGCUCCAAGACCUUCUUGACGGCAAUGGACCAUGGGUCAAUGCUCAAUUUGAGAUGUCAGUGGACCCUAAACGUACCCCAAAUCCGCCCAGGCAGCCGACCCCUUUGACUUGUCCAACUGCGUCGGCAUCUAAAUCUAUUCGUGCAUCCCAUUCACUUGAAGCGAGUGGCGCGCAGUCCGAGACACAGGGAUCUAUGGUCCAUGAAGUCACCGCUAUUGGAGAAAGAACAGACACAGUACGAACAUUCGUAUCCCCACAAAGUGACGCAGUUCCACUGCCACAGACAUCUAUCCUCCAAAAAGAUACUAUCUCAACAAAAACCGCCACUUCAAAAGAGGAUUCACAUAUAGUACCAAGGAUUGCUUCACCCAUUCACAGAGUCGCUGCUCCGAAUGUACAUCCAGCACCUGAAGUUGCUCAUUCCACUAUAGUCACGAUCUCAGGCCGAAGAAUGGAUUUACUCAGGCAGAAUUUGAACUCCAUGCCAAAUACUGCUGCCUCGAAAAAGGAUGUGAGAUCCACGCCAACAGCCCCUGGCUUUAGUGUAGAUGCAGUAUCGAAGGUUGUCGUCAGUCUCACCCCAGAACAGACAAUACGCUCCAGGUCGAAAACCUCUAUUACAUCCAGCUUAGAGAAGACUACGACGCCACGACCAAAUUCCUUCGUGAGACCCCAGACCGGAGAAGACAUUACUGCUGUGUCAAACAGCGCUGCUACAUCAAACUCCAAGGACGCGAUAUCACUGAAACAAUUGGCUUCAAGAUCCGUUAAUAAUGCUGGCUCGGGUGCAAGUGUGUCUACCGAGUCCGAUUCGAGGGAUAACAGGCGCACGAAGAAGUCAGGAUUUCGAGUCCCGACACCCCCUCCAGGUCGAGUUUACUACAUGGGCAACAACAAAAGACCACUAUCCGCAGGUGAAACUAUCAGUGAUAGCGAGGACGAUACAGAAGUGACUUGUCUUGACUGGCAGGACGCUUCCUAUAAGCACGACGACAAAAUCGGAGCGAAAGAAGCAGAGUUUCUGGAUAUCCACCGAGAACAUAUGCGCUUGGAACGUCUAUGUGCUGGUUACUACUUUAAGGGUGCAAUCUAUCGACUCGUUGUACAGGAAGGACCACGUUUUCUACGAAGGGGUCUCAUGUCAGAACUCAUUUCGACGCUUCGUGACUACGGGCGCCGUAGAGUAAUCUCUGCAGAUACACUCCGGCUUUGUCUGGCCCGUAUCAAGGCUAUGCAAGAUGCUGCACGUGAUGAAGAGACACAGGUCCAAGUCGACGCGGCCACAACUGAAUCUACAGAUUCGUCUACAGUGAGAUGCGCUCCUUCGAUUCGUUCACGCGCAAUGCGCACGUCGAGCAAUCCACCACAUGGAUUGCUCGACUCUAGCGUCUGUCAAAAAGGUGUUACUGAGCGUGUGUAUGCAGGUCAUGUAGGUUCAGACGCCGCGCGUACGUUCAGAUCAUCAGAUAGUAUUAUCAUUUCUGAUCCUGCUUCCCUCAACAUGGGUCCAGCUGCUCCGAAUAGCGGUUAUUGGGAGACCUGUGGUGCUUGCAAAGAGAAGCGACCACAAAAUGAUCACGAUCCGAAGCAACGGAAAAGUGAUCGUUAUUGUAACCUAUGCUGUGCUCAGGGGAGUCGUAGUCUCUGUGCCAAGUGCAGAGUCAUUCCAUGCGUAAGUGACCGCUACUCUGGUGGUUCGAUCACAGACUAUUGUGACAUCUGCAAGGCCAGAGGCCAUGUUCUGACGACUCUCGAAAGCCAAGAGGCGCUCUCAAGUAGUACACCUGAAGCUUCUCACAAGAAGCAGAGCGCGGCAUCCAAAGGACCAGCCACGCAUUCUCACAAGGAUCAGGAGGUGAAUCAAAAUGGUACUUUCAGUUCACGCGGAAAUUGGGGAGUAUCUCAAAGCACUACAGCCAAGGGCUUUCGUGAAAGUCAAAGAUUGUCGGCGGAUGGUUCACACAGUACUCCUCUCGUGGUCUCACCGAAAAAUCAGCUCGCAAGUGCUACAGGUCGACCGAUUGUAGUAUGGGACUCUGAUGAUGCCAAUGCAGAGUUGGAUACUAAUGAUGAGAGUCGACCCACAUGCACAGCAAAUGGAGCAGGACAAAAGAAGGAUUCUAGCCGAACUCUCGAGGAGCUUAAAGUCAACGUCACAAAUACUGAGACUAGUUCUGGUGACCAACAGCAGGCUGUGUCAGCUGUCAAGUCACUACCAGCAACGAAGGUCCAAGAACGAUCGAAGAAGUCUGUUCCUAAACCAGCUAAUGUUGCGAAUGGACCCGGAAGUGUUCCAAUAGUACGCAGAGUGGCUCCUCUAACGAAAGAUGUUAUAUCUACGCGGAAUGAGGGACCUACACUCAACGGAUCAGAUAACGUUCCCACACUUAGUUUCGGUUGUGCACCUCCGGAAGGACGUUCAAAGACGAAUGGUGUAGCAAAAUCAUCAUCAGGAGAUGGCGGUCAUGGUUCCAGACUUCAUCCACAGCCAGAGCAAACGACCUCUUCAAGAGUCGACGACCAUAGACUACAUGUGACACUCCCAAUACAAAAUUCUCCCAGAAUCACACAGCAGCAAGGCGUACGGACGAAAAGCAAGAAGUUUACAAGUGACGCCACUAAGCCAUCAAGUCAGGGUUCUAGGAUGAACUCUGAUUAUUUGCGUGAGUUGCGAACAGAAGCAAUAAAAAAUACAGCUCGCGAUCAGACUAGUGGUGGAAAGCGCCUCGCCUCAACGAAGGAUACGACCAGGAAACGAACAAUAAACGAGGUUGCUUCUGCGACUCUGGGCCUUAGCUGCAUAGCUUCAAUUCCCCUAAACGCCAAGAAACCAAGGAAGCAGAAGUCGAACGACACUGCUGCUAUUCCCUCGGCUGGCGACCUUGAGCCCAGGCUCCCCAAAAAGGCCAAAACACAGAGCGCAACAAUGCCCGUUGACGAGGCAUUCCGAUCCACGCAGAGAAAGGAAAAACAGACACGGAACAAGCACACUGUGCUUGAUCACCCACGGGACGACGAAGCGGUAGAAAACCCCGGUAUGUCGACGCGAUCGAGAGAUGGUAAUAAUAAAGGACUCCAGAAUGUUACUCAGGAUUCGUGGCUCAGCAAUGUCAUCAAUGGGCGCAGUUAAGCUUUCCUUGAGCCUGCCUCGACACGCAUAGCUUGAUUUUUCGAACUCAAUAGGGUCUGCAUAAUAGCCUGUAUGUUUCGGCGUCUUCGUUCAUGAAGCCUAGGACUUUUUUACUCGUCAGCAUUUUCUUUUUCAUAUCUCGCAUCGAGUCAUCAGCAUACGAAUAGAAACGGAGCUUCAAAGUUUUCACCCUUGGGGUUUUUCCUCCCUUUGCACUCUAGUGGUUUUCCAAUUGAAAUGGGAAUCACCGGCGUGUCAUAAAAGCAAGUAGGCAUAAACAGCAGGGGCUUGGUAAUGCCGAGUAUAUAAUAAUAGGUUCAGCAAAAUGAUACGCAGCAGUUUUGUCCAUUCUUCUCUUCGCUCU